Rhagoletis zephyria (snowberry fruit fly) is the source of this 1152-nucleotide messenger RNA. The record is from RefSeq and is a predicted model, not a curated record. NCBI's taxonomy places the organism in Eukaryota, Metazoa, Arthropoda, Insecta, Diptera, Tephritidae.
AUGGAAGAAGAGGAGAUUAUCAUUACCAACUGUGAAGUGGUUGAGAUGCCACCGCCGCCGCCGCUGAUGCCACCACUCUGCCCUCACGGACCAACGAUGCUCUUCACAAAGGAGUUUGAUAAGCCGGCUAAGAAAGGCAGAAAGCGCAAACUUCAAGGGACACCGACAACAGCAAACCUUCCACAAAGCCAGGCCAAACCUUACUACGCCUGUUCCGCCACUCGGGACCUAAGCUUCUGCUCGUUUCGCAUAGACCAGCACAAAUGGGCCACCAUGCAGGCCAAACUUCGCGAAGAGCAGAUCGCCACGCAGAGAGACGCCAUCGAGCCGGCAGACGGGUACGCCUACUUUCUGGACAUUUUCGACGAGGAAGCGGAGGCGGAGAAGGGCUCGAAAAAGUCCUUUGCCUUCUGCCACGACUGCGGCUGCAUACUGCUGAGCCGUGCUGAACUGGCCAACAUUGAGGGGAAAGAGAGCCGAGACAAGCACUGCUUUGACCUGCACCUCACCUAUCGCUGCCUGAAGGUGACCACCGGCCACCCGAAGUCCUUCUUUGCCGAGCCCACCAAGCUGCUCCGCGCGGCCACUGACAAUGCCGGUCAGGCUCAGUACUUCUUCGCCGAUUCGGUGGCUCCCUUCAUCGUGGAGGAAAUCGCCCGGAAGGGCGGCUUCACCAAGGUCCUCUGCAUCGGCUGUCCGACCAUUCACGAGCACAUAGUGAACCGGUACUCUCCCACCACGCUCUCCUCCUUUCUGCUCGACAUUGACGCGCGCUUUCGGCAGUUCUGGCCGCCGGAGCAGUUUGCCCAGUUCAACAUGUUCAACUACUUCUUCUUCAACGGCGAGCAGCAGGCGGCGGAGCACCUGAGUCGGUUCUUCCACGGCAACGGCCAGACCGGCGACACCUUGGUGGUGGUUGACCCGCCCUUUGGCGGCUUGAUCGAGAACCUUGCCGCCAGCAUUCGCCGGCUGCAGGAGCUGAUGACGCAGAGCGACCUGGUGGAGCACCUCUUCUUUCCGCCGCUGGUGCUCUUCUUUCCCUACUUCAACGAGCACUGGAUCAGUAAGGCCUUCAACGGCGAGGUCCUGCUCACCGAUCAGAUUGUGCAGUACGCCAAUCACCACAAGUUUAGCUGGAAGCGAGACUCUUAA